AUGGAAUGCUUCGGCCCCGCGCGGAACUCCACGCGAUAUGGGGGCUGCUAUUAUCUACAGCUCCACCGCGGCAGUCGGUUCGCACCCGUGCAGGGUCUCGUGGAUACGCCGUUGGAUGGGUGGGCCCGGGCAGCUAAGGUUCAGGGCGCGCGGGGCGUACAGAUCGGCGACAAGGUUAGCUGCGUGUUGAUGAUGGAGGAACGCUGCCUGCGCUACGAAUGGAAUGGCAUCGACUGUGGAAUUGCCUUCCGAAACGUGGAUAUGGCUCGGUCGUUGUUUCCGGCGGUGGAAAUAAAUAGCUCGGGGUAUGAAGUUGAGUUGGUUUAA
Molecule: messenger RNA, 327 nt
Organism: Phytomonas sp. Hart1
Lineage: Eukaryota; Euglenozoa; Kinetoplastea; Trypanosomatida; Trypanosomatidae
Source: the annotation of a GenBank genome assembly